Molecule: messenger RNA, 1204 nt
Organism: Spea bombifrons (plains spadefoot toad)
Lineage: Eukaryota; Metazoa; Chordata; Amphibia; Anura; Pelobatidae
Product: sulfotransferase 1B1-like
Exons: 8
Coding region: 1-987 (328 amino acids)
Biological process (GO): sulfation
Cellular component (GO): cytoplasm
Molecular function (GO): sulfotransferase activity
Source: RefSeq, a predicted model, not a curated record
AUGGGGUAUCAGUCAGUGGGUGCGGAGCUUAUCGGUGCCACAGAAGGUCAGACCUCGUCUAGAGUAAUGGACAAGGAUUUUAACAAGAUACUGCUGAAGAUCCUUGAUGGGGUCUUCUACCGCUUCCCCUUACGCCUGGUCCAUGGGGUCCCCCUCAUGAAGCCCAUUGCUAGUAGUUGGGAGAGGAUUGAGAAUUUCCAGGCCCUUCCAGAUGACCUCCUAAUAUCGACGUAUCCCAAAGCAGGCACCACGUGGACACAGGAGAUAGUGGACUUAAUUGUGAACGAAGGAGAUGUGGAAAAAGCUAAACGUGCCCCGAUUCACGUCCGCUUCCCCUUCCUGGAGAUCUGCCCCCCUCCUCCCAUCCCAUCGGGGGUGGAUAUAUUGGAAGUGACACCUCCUCCGCGCAUGAUCAAAACCCACCUGCCGUACGAACUGGUCCCAAAAUCCUUCUGGGAUCAAAACUGCAAGGUGAUCUACAUCGCUCGGAAUGCCAAGGACAACGCCGUAUCCUACUAUCACUUCGACCGAAUGAACAAAACCCAGCCCGAUCCUGGCCUAUGGGAGACGUACGCAGAGAAAUUUCUGGAAGGAAACGUGGGCUGGGGCAACUGGUUUGACCAUGUCAUCGGCUGGUGGAAAGCUAAGGAGAAGCAUCAGAUCCUGUACUUGUUCUACGAGGAUAUGAAGGAGGACCCAAAACGUGAGAUCAGGAAAAUCAUGAGGUUCAUUGGAAGGGAUCUUCCGGAGGAUGUUCUGGAGAAGAUAGUUCAGCACACCUCGUUCCAGGCCAUGAAAGACAACCCUAUGGCCAACUACACCUCCCUGCCUGCUUCUCUGCUAGACCAUUCCUGCUCCCCUUUCAUGAGAAAAGGAGAAGUUGGCGAUUGGAUGAAUCACUUUACUGUAUCUCAGUCGGAGAAAUUUGAUGCUGAAUAUGAGAAGAAGAUGACAGGGACGAACCUUAAAUUCCGAUUCAGUAUUUAAAGCCUCUGUCCCACUGCUAGAGCAUUGAGGGCCAUUCCAUCAUUUAGGCCGACAACGCGCCCAAUGGCUGAGACGGACCUUGCAUGAUUCAGAUUGGUGUUUCUGGAAUAUGGCCUCUGUGAUCAUGGAGGUUUCCUAUCCCUUUCACCCAAAUAAACAUAAAGCGAUCUCUGAGAGACCUCUCGAUAAGAUGCAUCAAGUGACCCAAUGAAGCCAA